Phalaenopsis equestris is the source of this 2265-nucleotide messenger RNA. RefSeq lists its product as uncharacterized. The coding region runs from base 121 to 2094 and encodes 657 amino acids. The transcript has 16 exons. The record is from RefSeq and is a predicted model, not a curated record. Lineage: Eukaryota; Viridiplantae; Streptophyta; Magnoliopsida; Asparagales; Orchidaceae.
UAAGGUUUUAAGCUUCUGCGGAUCACUGAACUCUCUCCACCCUUUCACUCUUCUUCUUGGGCGUGUAUGCUGGUCCACUUCUGUGAUGCGGGGACGCCGAUUACGGAUUAAAACUAAUAAAUGGAGAAAUCUGCAGGAGGUAACCGAGUGUUUGAUUUCGCACCUCCUAUAGAAGGUUUGGCUGGAGGGGGCACUGCUUAUGGAUGGAGUGAUGGCGGCCUUCAGGAUUCAGUUUUUAACUCUGGUGAAGUCGAUCCCACUAGAGUUCCAGCAGCAGAUUUGUUACAUGUAUGGUCCAUGCCAAGCACAGCUAAUGUUGGACAACAAGAAAUGCCUCGACCUUUGGAGAAUAUAUCUCUUUUGGCUGCAAGAAAUGAGAGAGAAAGUGUUCAAAUAGCUUUGCGCCCCAAAGUUUCUUGGGCUUAUUCUGGCAUUGCUGGUGCCAUACAGAUGCACUGUACUGACUUGUGCUCCUCUUCUGGUGAUAGGCUGGUGGUGGGACAGUCCUUAAUUUUGCGGCGCGUGGUGCCUAUUUUAGGUGUGCCUGAUGCUCUUGUACCUCUUGAUCUCCCAGUUUCUCAAAUAAACCUGCUUCCUGGCGAAACUACGGCAGUCUGGCUUUCUGUUGAUGUGCCUCCUGGACAGCCGCCAGGUCAUUACGAAGGACAAGUUUCCAUUAGUGCUGUGAAGGGUGAGCUGCGAUGUAAAGCAGAAUCUAUGCCUAAGUUAGAGAAGUCUGAACUAUAUAGACAACUUAAAAGCUGCCUUGAUUCAGUUGAUUCAGUUGAUUCAGUUGAUGGAAGAACAAUGGAUGAAUUGGUUGAGAGAGAAAAAUAUACCACAUCAGUUUUGAGAAGAGUACUUUUUUCACCGUUGUUCCAUGAACUUUCUUCUGGUAAUGGUUCAACAGAAAUGAUGGAUGAAGAUGAUUUGACAAAUCUUUCCAUACAAUUAAAGAUAAGCGUUACAGUGUGGGAUUUUACUCUUCCAAUAACACCUUCCCUUCCAGCUGUAAUUGGCGUAUCUGAAACUGUGAUUGAGGACCGCUUUAGGGUGAAACAUGGCACUGAUCUCUGGUUUGGUGCGUUAGAUCAGCAUUUUAGGUGGCUUCUUCAGUAUAGGAUCAGUCCUUUCUUUUGUAGAUGGGGUGAUAGUAUGUGUGUCUUAGCUUACACUUGUCCAUGGCCAGCGGAUCAUCCCAAGUCAGAUGAGUACUAUUCCGAUCUAAGAUUAGCGGCUUAUGCUGUACCUUAUUAUCCCGUUUUCUCUAGCAGUAGUGCUGGUGCAGAAAAAGAUUCCUUGCGGAAGGAGGUUGAGAUAUUGAAGAACAAGGCUCAUUGGAAAAAAGCUUACUUUUACUUGUGGGAUGAGCCAUUGAACAUGGAGCAGUAUGAAGUGAUUCGCAGCAUGUCUAGUGAGAUAAGGACUUAUGCAUCAGACGCACGCAUCCUUACAACUUAUUACUGUGGCCCUAGUGAUGCAAAUUAUGCUCCCGGUACCUUUGAGGCAUUUGUUAGAGUUCCAAAUCUUUUACGACCCCACACUCAAAUAUUUUGUACAAGUGAGUGGGUUCUUGGAGCUCGAGAGGAUUUGGUCAAGUCCAUUACUGCUGAGCUACAGCCAGAGAAUGGUGAGGAAUGGUGGACAUAUGUCUGUAUGGGCCCUUCUGAUCCGCACCCAAAUUUGCAUCUUGGCAUGCGUGGCACACAACAUCGUGCUGUGAUAUGGAGAGUCUGGAAAGAGGGCGGCACAGGCUUUCUUUAUUGGGGUGCAAAUUGUUAUGAUAAGGCAAUGGUUCCCAGUGCGGAGAUAAGAUUUCGGCGAGGUCUACCUCCAGGUGAUGGAGUCUUGUUUUAUCCUGGUGAAGUCUUUUCCUCGUCACAUGAACCAGUUGCUUCAGCCAGGCUUGAGAGGUUGCUUAGUGGUUUGCAGGACAUUGAAUACCUGGAGCUCUACUCAUCAAAAUUCGGGAGGCCAGCAAGUGUAGCUCUUCUAGAAAAAACGGGUGUCUAUAUCGGCCCUGAGCGCUACACCAUAGAUCACGCACCAGUGGAUUUGAUGCGAGCUGAGGUAUACCACACUUGCCAUUCUUAAACUAAGCCAAACAUUUACUGCACCAUUUUUUACUCUUUUUUAUAGUGAUUUUUCCCUCCAUCUUUUUGCACAUUACUAUGGAACUGUAACAAUCAUGAAUAUUGGCUUAAAAAAAAAAAGUUUAAUUUCUUAAAAAUUCUUGGAAUAAUUUAAUGCUAUUAUCUCCUCCAU